Molecule: messenger RNA, 1020 nt
Organism: Naegleria lovaniensis
Lineage: Eukaryota; Heterolobosea; Eutetramitea; Acrasida; Naegleriidae
Exons: 1
Coding region: 1-1020 (339 amino acids)
Molecular function (GO): protein binding
Source: RefSeq, a predicted model, not a curated record
AUGAGUGAUGGUGAUCCCACUUCCUUUGGAUUGAAUAUUUCGAACUCUUCGUGGUGUUCAGCCUCCCCAGCACAGACAUCAUCAUCAUCAAAACGAAGAAUUUGCCCAUCAUCAUUGACGAUACCACAGUCGGGAAGGAAUGGGCUAUACACUGCAUCAUCGGCGUUAGGAAAACGAAAUAUUGACCAACAUCAACAAGAUCAGAUGAUAUAUCAUCAUCAACACAUUACACAUACACCACAAAGUUUUAAUUUUUCAUCAAACAUGUCGGAAAAAGAAAAUGACAUGCUCUUGAUGGAAUACAAUAAUGUGAGCAGUGAUGAUGAAGAACGUGAUGAUUCUUCGGAUGAGUCAAUAGAAUUAUUUGAAACUAGAUCUAGCAAAAAGAUCAAACAAGUACAUACUGUUAGCAUCAAAAUUGAAACAUCUUCAUCCUCCUCUAAUUCCAUAACAUGUUCUUUUCCCUUUUAUUCCGUUUCCUCUUCCUCCUGUCACAACAGCAUUUGCAAGAGUUUUAUUUCCAACUCUCCCAUCUCUUCCCAAUCCAUCAUUACCUCCCCUAUGAAUGUUUUGAAUCAAUACUCAAAUAAUUGUAACAGUACAUUGUCUUUUAUUAAUAUUAGGACGUUAACUGGACAAACAAUGCGUGUAUAUAAUUUUCAUAAUUUAACUUUGCAUGAUUUGAAGACAGCCAUAGCUGAAAUGUUUCAAAUUCCUUACGAAAAACAACGAAUAGUACACAAAGGCAAAAUACUUGGGGAUGAGAAUUCAUUUAUGAUUCCACUUGUUCAAUUAGGUCUUUCCUCAUCCGAUUCUUUGUAUGUUGUCCUCGACUUUUUUAACAACCGAAAAGUCAUGGACUCGGUCCCUCGGCAUGAUGAUAGGUUCACGUUGCCUGACUCUUACUUUUACUCAUUUUCUACCGAUGAGAAUCGUGUUGGUGACACACAACCAUCGUUCUCGAAUCAUCGCGAUGACAACGUUAUGGAUCAAUCAUUGGACGAAUCCUGUGAUGAUUAA